AUGCGUGGCGAGCAGACCGUUCGAGCCGGUCGUCUUCCCGCCUCGUCCCCAACAACGUCUCUUGGAGGCGAAGGAGCCAUCGGUCGAACCAAGCAUCAAGAAGCCAUCGCUAUCCUGUUUGGAAGACCGAUUGUUCUGGCGGUAAUAAAUGCCUUGGAGGCCUGGUGCCCGUCGCCUGUGGCCCCGAUUGACGUCUCUGGGGAAGACGACGGCAAACUGCUCCUCCACGGGUACAUUGCAGCGGGGCUGGCUGCUUGGGCGGCGUGGUCGGCGCAGUCCGCGUGGGGCCGUUUCGCGAGUUGGAAGGUCUACGGAAAGCCGGUCCGGGCCACAGCUUCUGACAGCCGUCAGGUCUUGUGA
This is a messenger RNA of Colletotrichum abscissum, 360 nucleotides long. RefSeq lists its product as uncharacterized. Lineage: Eukaryota; Fungi; Ascomycota; Sordariomycetes; Glomerellales; Glomerellaceae. The record is from RefSeq and is a predicted model, not a curated record. The coding region runs from base 1 to 360 and encodes 119 amino acids. The transcript is spliced from 2 exons.